AGGUCGUCUUUUUAGUUAAGCUGUCUCAAAAAGGUUGAUAUCCGAAACCAAAACCUUUGCCAUAAAAAUAAUUCAGCUCUCAAGAAAACUAAAGGCUAAUUAGAUAAGAUUAGACUAAGGAAGGAAAAGAAUAGAGAGAGGGAGAGAGAUGGUCUUCUUGUUUAGAACAGGUUCUUUCCAAAUGUUCUAAGUAUGGCGUUUUAGGUAAAUGAUCACAGCUUAUGACAGAUUGGAGGAGGAGCUGACUCAAUUUGUGGUGUAGAUUUGUCAAAAAGGAUUUUGUGGAAUCUGGGAGUUUUUAAUUUCACUAAAAAUAGGGACUUAGUUAUAAAGGAAGACGGAGGCAACAAAAAAAAUGGGCAAACACAAAUCUUUCAGAAGCAAAGCAGUGAACUUCGUCACCGAUCUCACCGCUGGUCUUCUUAAUCCGAUCUCUGAUAAACCCUCCUCUGCUGCUCCUCGUCCGGAUGAGGAAGGUGAGUCUAAGAGGAAUCAACUAGAUUCUAUCACUGAGGAGCACCAGCGUAAGGAUUUGGUUGACGAGCCAGACACUUCUUCUUUCUCUGCAUUCCUUGGUUCACUGUUAUCUUCAGACCCCAAAGACAAAAAGAACGAUCAGGAUCAACACGAAGAAGGCGAAAGAGAAGAAGAAGAUUCUGAGGCAGAAACAAGUGAUACAUCAUCAUCUUCUGUGAAUUCUAUUAGAAAAAUGAAGGAAGCUACUACUAGUGGUGGUGCAAAGAAGAGCCUGUUGUCCAAAUAUAAACAGCAUUUGAAGAAUAUCUACCAAGCUGUUAAGUUUCCGGGGGCCAAGGAACGAAAGGGAAAUUCUGAUGUGAAACCAGAUGAUGAAGACACUGAAUAUGCUGGCUUGGAGAUGAAGCCGAUGCAGAAUGAUAAUGUCAAAGAGGAAGCAAAAAUAGUUCAAGCAAUUUUACCAGAAAUUUCAGAGCCCUCUUUGCUUUUAUCGGACCAGUCAAGACGUUCCUUAUAUACUUCACUUCCUGCGCUUGUUCAAGGGAGGAAAUGGAUAUUGCUUUACAGUACAUGGAGGCAUGGCAUAUCACUGUCCACACUGUACAGGAAAAGCCUCCUUUGGCCUGGUCUCAGUCUACUGGUUGUCGGAGACAGAAAAGGUUCGGUUUUUGGUGGUCUUGUCGAGGCACCUUUGAUUCCAACUGAUAAGAAGUAUCAGGGAACCAACAGUACAUUUGUUUUCACAAAUAAGUCUGGACAACCAACAAUAUACCGUCCCACAGGCGCAAAUCGGUUCUACACUUUAUGCUCCAAGGAAUUUCUAGCUCUGGGCGGUGGUGGACGGUUUGCCCUCUAUUUAGACAGUGAACUGCUAAGCGGAUCAAGUGCUUACUCAGAGACAUACGGUAACUCUUGUCUCGCAAACUCUCAGGACUUUGAUGUGAAGGAAGUGGAGCUAUGGGGAUUUGUGUAUGGCUCAAAGUAUGAUGAGAUUCUGGCUGUGAGCAAAACAAUGGAGCCUGGUAUUUGCAGGUGGUCAUGAUCGUGCGUAAUGAAGAUUUUGGAAAAAAAUGAAUUCAAGUGAGAUUCACUUUUUGUAAAAAUGUGUAGUAGUAACAGUAAUGUUGACAUGUUGUUGUCAACUCUUACCUUUGUAACUGGCUAAAAAAUCACAUCUCUGUUACUUACUACUCUCACUUGUAAUUUUGAGACUGGAAUAACAAAAUAAAACUACCCAUUAGACUCA
Messenger RNA from Capsella rubella, 1723 nucleotides. RefSeq lists its product as uncharacterized. Lineage: Eukaryota; Viridiplantae; Streptophyta; Magnoliopsida; Brassicales; Brassicaceae. The transcript is spliced from 8 exons. The record is from RefSeq and is a predicted model, not a curated record. Bases 356 to 1519 code for a protein of 387 amino acids.